Messenger RNA from Daphnia carinata, 1595 nucleotides. RefSeq names its product tumor protein D54-like. The coding region runs from base 93 to 449 and encodes 118 amino acids. The transcript is spliced from 3 exons. Gene Ontology annotation, cellular component: cytoplasm. Lineage: Eukaryota; Metazoa; Arthropoda; Branchiopoda; Diplostraca; Daphniidae. The record is from RefSeq and is a predicted model, not a curated record.
UGAAAGCACUUCCAUUCCGACCCUUUUAUCCGCAUACAUAUCUUAUCAAGUGUCAUCGAAUUUAUUUGUUACUUGUUGUAUUGAUCGCAAUCAUGGACGCCGCUCGUGAAAUGUACCAAAAAACGGAAACUGCGCUGAAGACGACAGCCGAAAAAACGACAACUUUCCUUGGUGGUAUCACUGGAGGACUAUCCGCCAAAAUAGGAGCAGUUAAGAACUCCGACACUUUCCGUUCCAUGGAAGAAAGAGUCGGCUCAGUCUACACUAAUGUCAAGUCUAAGGUGGUCACGUCACGUUCCAGCUCGUCUCACGAGCUCGAUGAAGCUCUCAAGGAAGCCGAGGCGCAGAGAGAAGCUGCCAAUCUCUCUAGCGGUUUGGCUGUCUCGGGCUCAUCGUCGACUGCUACUCCGACCACUACACCAACCCAAUCGGAAAAGCCAGUGGCCUAAACUAAAAAAACAAAAAAAAAAGAAAGAAGAACACAAAUGGGAUAUUCAUCCUCGAUCGAGAAACUGAUUAUGUUUGAUCUCUUUUAGUUGAAAAAAGAGCAAAAACAAAAACAGUUUGUCAAUUCCCAACUUCAUUAAAGUCUUUACCGUAAUCAAUUUCUUUCUCACUUUUCCUUAUUUCAUUAUUAUUAUUCUUUGCGUGCGUUUAUUAUUUUUUCGAGGUAAAAAAAAAGGAGCUAUUCUUUUUAAUGUAUCCGCAACCGUUGGGAUAACUUUAGAGGGAUCUAAUAAGACAGUUUCUUUCUACAUCAGAAAAACCAAGUGAAGUAACUGCCAACUUCAUUAGUAGCAGCAUAAGGGAAGCUAAAGAAAAACGAAAAGUAAUAAGCUAGUUACGCCUAAGUGGUGAAUGUGAAUUUAGGGAUGUCCAGGUGUGUUACCUCCCCUUGAUUUCCUCUCGAUUUUUUUUUUUAACGAGUGUGUUAGUGUUCAAUCCUAUAUCUGUCACCUCUCUUGCACACGUCGUUCACCGUGAAAACUGGUGAUUGAAAGAACGAGAGAGAAGAAACUGUGAUGGCCGAACACGACUUUGUUGAUUUGCACUCGUUUAUUUCUUUUCUCCCUACCCACUUAACCUCUUUCCAUCAUUCACAUUGUUUAAUCACGCAACCACCCGCCAUCUUUGCCUCCCCUGACGAAUCCCUUCGAUGGCACCCCUCGAUUAUUCAUUGGUUUUUCCAUGUUAAAUUUUUUUUUCUCUCCCUCUCUGUUAAAGUCUUCGCAGAAAAUAUGGGCAUCAAUAUUUCUUGAUUGAAAUGAAACUCUUCGUAUCCAUCUCAAUGAAAUUUCCCAGCUCUCCAGUGGUUCGAUUUGUUAUUAAAACUUAUUUCUUAACAUUUUUUUUUUUUUUUUUUUUUUUUUUUUUUUUUUUUUUGCAAUUUUCUAUUAUUGUUUAGCUUUGGGAAGCGCGGAGUCCUAAAAAAGAAAUUGUCAUCUGAUCUAAUAAGUGUUUUUCCAUCGUUUCGUUAUGUCGAAAUUCUUUCUGUCGGCAGGUUUAUCUAUUCGAUCUUUUUCUUCCUCUACAACAACAAAAAAAAAUCAUUGCUCGUUUUUCUCUCACUGGAAAUACAACGUUUAGCUUAAUGA